Messenger RNA from Benincasa hispida (wax gourd), 448 nucleotides. Its product is annotated as putative steroid-binding protein 3. The record is from RefSeq and is a predicted model, not a curated record. Gene Ontology annotation, cellular component: membrane; endomembrane system. Lineage: Eukaryota; Viridiplantae; Streptophyta; Magnoliopsida; Cucurbitales; Cucurbitaceae.
GGUUGAAUUCACCACUUCAACUGAAGCUACGGUUCUUCAUUCUGAUAAAAUUUCCCCUGAGCUAAUGGAGCUUACACCUCGGCAACUGAUGGCAUACAAUGGCACCGACCGAUCAAAGCCCAUCUAUGUGGCUUUGAAGGGCUGCAUCUACGACGUCACAGCAGGCGCUUCCUUCUACGGUCCCGGUGGCCCCUACGCCAUGUUCGCCGGGAAGGACGCGAGCAGAGCUCUGGCCAAGAUGAGCAAGAACGAGGCGGACAUCAGCUUUUCGCUUGAAGGACUCUCUGAGAAAGAAAUGGGUGUUCUCAAUGACUGGGAGAAGAAAUUUCAAGCCAAGUACCCUAUUGUUGGCCGUGUUGUUUAAUUAUUUGUUUCGCUUUGUGGUCUCUGUUGUAAUUUCGUAUUGCUCAGAAGUCUUAACGUAAUGAAUAACCUAGCUCAAUUGCUA